AUUUUUCUCUGUAUUGCAGGAGAUGAAAGAAUUUAUUUAAGCUCGGACAGCAUUGAUCCAUCUGAUACAGGAUCUGUUAAUGAUCAGGCUCUCACUCCAGAAUUUCUCAACACUAUCAAAGCAUCAGGUUUACCAAAUCAUAAUCUCCGGUUGAAGAUUGGAUGCCCUGUGAUGUUGUUGAGAAAUAUUGAUCAUGAUGGAGGACUGAUGAAUGGGACAAGGUUGCAGAUUAUAGAUAUGUAUGAAUUUUGUGUGAAGGCCAGAGUUAUUACAGGAACUCAAGUUGGGAAAAUUAUACUGCUUCCUAGAUUGUCCAUUACACCUUCAGACAAGAAGUUGCCAUUCAAGAUGAGAAGAAGGCAACUGCCAAUUGCUGUGGCUUUUGCUAUUACCAUUAAUAAAAGUCAAGGACAGUCUCUCUCAGAAGUUGGAAUAUUUCUACCUAGACCAGUUUUUUCUCACGGGCAACUCUAUGUUGCUAUAUCUAGAGUCACAUCCAAAAAAGGUUUGAAAAUCUUGAUUGUUGACGAGGAUGGAAAGCCUCAGAAACAAACCAAAAAUAUUGUUUUUAAAGAGAUUUUCCAAAAUCUCUAAUUUUAGAAGUUUAAAGACUAUUAUAUACUGAUGUUUUAAUGAAGAGACUUGCUUUUAUUUCUCAACUUUACGUGUUUGAUUGUGCUACAAAAUAAAUGCUCUGGACCUUUAGGAAAAGUUUUGAGCAUAAAAUAACAAUUUACGUUUUACAGAGUGACCAUCUAUGGUUGUUUAUUCUUCUAUCAAAAACAGCAUAGAAACAAUAUAAUUAUAUUAUAAUGUCUAUAUCAAUAUCUAGCAAUAGCAGUAUAGAGUACUAAUACGU
This is a messenger RNA of Brassica napus (rape), 859 nucleotides long. Its product is annotated as ATP-dependent DNA helicase PIF1-like. NCBI's taxonomy places the organism in Eukaryota, Viridiplantae, Streptophyta, Magnoliopsida, Brassicales, Brassicaceae. The record is from RefSeq and is a predicted model, not a curated record. The transcript has a single exon. The annotation marks the transcript as partial.